ACCGAUUUCCGAUUGUUAUGAAAACUUGAAAUCGGCCAUUCCAUUAAUCGGUCGACCUCUAAUACUAGCCCCAACUUUUCAACAUUAGUCUCCAACAAUUUAAACUUCAGAAAUGAUUCCACUAACGUACAAAGACAGCUGAAGCAAGUCACACAAUUUGUUUGGAUGAAAAAUGACACUUUUCUUGUAAUUGUAGUUGAUGUAUAUGUUGUAACUCAUCCAUUACAGACUCAUCAGGGUAAAUCCUUGUGCAACCAGCCAGGAACAUCUAGCCAAUCUCAGGAUCCUCAUAUCAAGAAAGAAGCACACGAUGAAAGCCAUUCUUUCCGAUACCGCUUCGGAUACCAACAACUCAGAGUUACUUGCCAUACUCAUGGAACGGUCCUGGAUGCACUGCGAACAAGCACGGAGUUCAAGAAUACGACAAAGACAAGACAGGGGAUGGAAAUAGUCAUCCAAAGAGAGAAAGAACCACGGGCAGCUGUCAGUACACAUUUCCCCUGUCAUUUAAUUGAUAACGAUGAGCUACUGACAGUCAGCUUCAUCAGAGUUCUAAACGGUGGUUCUUCAGAUACCCAGGGCCUUUACAAACAGAGUAACACACCAAAAAUACAACCUGACAAGUUGAUGACUUUCUGUGUUGAAACUGAGGGUGGACAAAAUAUUAAAACGAAAGCAAUGAAAAACCCAGAGCUAAGGAAUAAAGUGAAGUAUGUUUGUGUGUACGGAUACAAAGGGGAAAGGGUGAAGCAAGCCUUGAGGAGAGAUGGGCGAUUUGACAAAACCGUCUUGAAAACAGGCUUUGUUCUUUCUGAGCCAGAGACCAGUGUCGACACAGAGAUGUCCCAGCUAGUUGAUGGUCUUGAUGGGAAAAGUUAUCAAGGUCGUAAAGGUGAAAUGUUGAUUGUGAAGGUGAAACGUAUCGGUCGUGUAUCUCAGCCACAGCCAGAUAGUCUUGAGGAUUGGGACAACACACCAACUGAAGAGCUGUCCGUCCCCUCUGGUGUAACAUUGGAAGCAGCUCUCUCUCCUCAGAAGCCUACCACAACAGACACAGUUAAAACACAGUUGCAGUCAAAAGAGGCAGGAAAAGAUGGUAGUUCUCUGGUAGUGAAGCAAAAAAGGCAAAAGAUUCCAAACUCUAAAGAGAUCCUAAGCAUCCUGCGUUCCCAAUAUGCAGGUUUGGUAGAUCACUUGAAAGAGAGAGAGAAUUUGAAAAAGCCUUCAGAUGUGCAACAAUUCUUGAGAGAAGAGUUUGGAAAGAAAACACAGAGCUUCCAAGAGGUGAAGAAAGUGAAGAGACUAAUAGAGCUGAGUGCUUCUGUUUGUCAGGUGAGAAUUGAAGGGAAUGCACAAGGAACUGGCUUCCUUCUGUUUGAAAAGUUAAUCCUUACAAACGCCCAUGUUGUCCAUCAAAUCUAUGAGCCGAUAACUAACAAGCUGCAACAAUCGGUAACAGUCACGUUUGACUUUGAAGACCUGGAUGAGAGAACGCAGCAGAUACCAGUGCAAAGUGAGGUUGUAGCCUAUGGAAAAGUUGAUUCGGGUUGUGUUGACUUUGCUUUGCUGGAGCUUAGCUCAGAUCCUGACAUCACCUUGCCUUCAAGCUUGCUUGACAGCUUCAGCUUUCCGUCUCUAGAGGGUGGAAUCUGCAUCAUCGGC
Oncorhynchus tshawytscha (Chinook salmon) is the source of this 1662-nucleotide messenger RNA. RefSeq names its product serine protease FAM111A-like. The annotation marks the transcript as partial. Gene Ontology annotation, molecular function: serine-type endopeptidase activity. The record is from RefSeq and is a predicted model, not a curated record. Gene Ontology annotation, biological process: proteolysis. NCBI's taxonomy places the organism in Eukaryota, Metazoa, Chordata, Actinopteri, Salmoniformes, Salmonidae. The transcript is spliced from 2 exons.